GUUAGUGCAGAAAAAGGAGCAGGUGCGAUGAUGAAGUGAACUGGAGAACAGAAGCACAAACAGUGCUGAAAUGAACAUUUUAUGGGAAAGAUGGAAGCAAAAACAAGCGACGGCAUGACUGGAACAACAAUGGGGCCUUACAGGGCCACAAAAUUGUGGAAUGACAUUAUUCGGACAUUUCGAACUGGAUUACCCUUGGGCCGUAACCGCCGCUAUAUGAAAACCUAUGACAACUGCUUUGCUGCAAGCGAUGCUGUGGACUGGCUGCAUGAACAUCUAAAAUGCAACCCCAAUUUUGGAGAAACUGUGACCAGAGCCCAGACUGUUCAAUUAAUGCAAAAGUUCCACAAAUCUCGAGUGUUUGAGGAUGUCCGAGGCAGCAAACAUAACAGAGGAGACUUCUCUGACAAUGGACGUUUGUUUAGAUUUACUCAUAAUUCCCCAAUCAAGACCAUGCGUGCCCCACUUGGAUCAAAGACAAAUCUGAUGGGCCGGAGAGAUUUAUCACAGCCAUUAAAACUUGACCAUGAGAAAUUGUCCCCAAUCACAUGUAUUCCUCCAACUGGACUCCCCGAGUGUCGACUUGUGGCACGACCUCUCUCCCAGGAGGAAAUCAUAAACACGUGGAAGGACUAUGCCCUAGAAAGUCUCCAGAAGACAGUUGGUGUUGAAAACCUUGAUGAACUCCUGGACUCAAACCUGGUCAAUGGACAGUUUAUAAUGCACAAUUGUUUGUUUGUCAACAAAAAUGGAGUUGUAACAAAUAUUGAGCCCAAAGACCAGUUACCUCACUGGACCCUCUCUGCAAUGAGGUGUUUGGCACACUGGCCCAACAAAAUUGAUUCCCUUCUUCCACAAUAUCCAGGUUUUGAAAAAGAUGUCUUCCGUGUUGUGUGUGAAUACUUUCAGGGUUUAAGGGAACCACUUUUGACCUUUGACAUGUAUGAAGUAAUCACGAAUGUGUUUGUGUUUACAGAAAAUCGAUUCAUCAAGCAUUCCUCACCAAAUACUUCAGAACAUAUUCUAGGCACGCCAUCAAGUAUAUCAUCUUUUACAUCUGUGGAAAACUUGAUGCUUAAUCUGACAAUGAACUUGGCAGGACCUUGCUACCGGCGCUCUGCUGCUCCCAAGGGAAUUACUCGAUCAGCAUCUGUGCAGGAUUACCAGUCUGGCUCGCCAUCAUUGUCUCUCCGCCAAAUGGAACCAGUUGCUGAAAGUUCCAACAUCUACGGGACAAAGAGAUAUGGCUCCAUGACAAGCCUUCCCAUUCAGCCCGUGACUAAAUUUGAGACAGCGUUUGGACCAGAUAAUAGAACUGUGACGCGUGUAUUUUAUUCCUCGAAUUCCUCCAACUCAUUAGACUGUGGCUCGUCAACAUUAAGUCGUGAUUUUUUCUCACAUGGAUGUUUAGCAUCUGAUAUUGACCAGCAGGACACCAACCCUCACAAACCAGUCCCGAUUUCGACUUCAGAAGAUGAUCUGGCUUUUCGAUCACAGUCCUGGUCAGGGGACUUGCCACGUGGGCGUACUUACCAACGUCCAAGAAGGCGAAAGCUUUCAGGACCAAAUGGACUUAUCCGGUGCUCAGAAUCUGCACACCAACUUACCACAUCUGGAAACCAGUCACAUGGUCUCUACAACACAUUGCCGGAGAAAAGAAACAGCCAGAACUCGUUAAACAGGAGGGAAUCUUUUAAUCACGCUGUUCUUAAAACAAACUCGGGUAUGAAGUUAAACCAUAAAAACAAUGACCAUGAAACUGUGCACAGGUUGGAAUCACAAGGAAUCGACAAUCCUUCAUUCAGUUACGACAAAAACAGCGAGAACACCCUGACCAAUAAACCUCCCCCUUACAAACCCCCUCCUAGUUACCAUAGAAACUCUUCCCACUCAUCUACAACAGACAAAGCAGCUAAACCUCCCUAUCCUCCACGCAUACACAUUCAGGUGGAACGAUGUGGGGACAGCAAUCCCACAAGUCUCUUUGGUCCAGGGUACAGACGAGUGCCCAAAAUCACCCGCAGAAGCAACAGUUUUUCCAAUUUGACUGCCUCUCCAAUAACAUCAGCUCCUGGACUAGAGACUCCAUCUUUCCUGAAGCGUUCUGGGAGUUUGCCAGAAUUGUCAGCAUCCAACAUGAAAGAAAAGAUGCAGAAGUGUUUUCAAAUUUGUCUUCUGCUUGUGCCGCCUGCAAACCGACGCAAACUUCAUCUCUUGCUGCGCAUGAUUAGCAAGAUGCUGGAGAAUAAAGACUUGUCUUUGGAUGAAAGUCAGCCUCUCAGAGCUUUGUUGCUGGACAAGUUUGCUCGUAGCAUUUUGCGCAGCCCAGAGGAGGUAGACAUGGAUGAGUUACUAGUACUGCAGAUAGUGGGCUUUCUGGUGGAUCACUACACGGAAAUAAUGCUGGUGCCAAAGGACUUAAAAAGCACUGUGGAAACGCAACUGACAGUGAUGAAACAAUCCAGUACUCAGAUCGUCUACUCACUGGAAGAUCCUUCCAUGCUAACUUACUGUAAACAGGUCAGUAUGGCACAGUUUGAGAAGCAGCGACUCAGCCACUCCCAGCAAGCCUUAUCGGACCUGUUAGAGGGCAUCGUCACUGACACGGGCAUGACGCAGAAGGAGAAAAAGAGACGUCUCAAGGAGUUUCAGAAAACUUACCCAUCUAUUUACGAGAGGAGAUUCCCAACAAGAGAGAGCGUUGGCGAGAUACUUCCCUCUAGUGGACGACCCAAGCCACCAUUGUUGUCUCGACCACUCCAGAAGCUGAAAAACAUGAGACUCUAAGAGAUACAUGUACAAAUGAAAUGUACAGAGCGCAGAAUCAACAAUAGCUGAAUGGCCGUGCGUGGAUAUUAAGCAGUUUCCAGUCUAGUCUGUAAUUUAUGCAAAUGUUUUAUACAUGUAUCAGGAAAUAUAAAUUGAAAUGAUAGUACCAUGCAUUUAAUAAAUGUGCUGUUCCUGUUAGAAAUUUUAAUUCCAUUUUUUAGCAGGGCUGGAUCAUCCUGUCUUAUUGCGCCAAGAAUUCACGAAAUGUUGUAGGUGUUCCCUUGCUUUUAAAUGCCUCCUAUCAUUCAUAUUUUAAUGCUUUAUCUCGUUGCUCAAAUUCUUUAUGUAGAUGGCCAAAAAGUAAGUCUUGGAGAGUAUUAGGUGCCUUUGAAUUCUUUAACGUUUUUUUUGCUUUGCUGUCUACUCAAUGCUCACUUCUUGAAACUCAUCCAUUCCUGUUCUUUAAAUCACUGUUAUAUUAAAUGAAUUGUUGUCUUGAUUUCUAUGCAGUGUGCUCUGUAUGAAUGGUCAGAAAUGAACUAUUUUAAUUACCUCAUUUAUUCAUAAAUAUUCUGUCCAGUCUCCAUUUUAGUAUGAAUUGAACAUUGUCUUCUUUCAUUAGAUUAUACUUUCAGAAUAAGACGUGUUUGUAUGUGAAAAUAAAAUUUGCAUUCCACUUAGUAUCAAGUGUGAACAUUGUCAUUGACUGAAUUUAACUUUCUUCGAAUUCCUCUGAUGUACAAUUGUAUUAAUGGUUAAACUGUAAUAGUACCUGUUGUUGUUAUCUGUAAACUGUACAUACUUUUUUUUUUCCUUCAUUUUUAUUUGUAUUAUUCAUCAGAAUAAAGAUGUUAUUAGUUAUUUUAC
Molecule: messenger RNA, 3636 nt
Organism: Liolophura sinensis
Lineage: Eukaryota; Metazoa; Mollusca; Polyplacophora; Chitonida; Chitonidae
Product: DEP domain-containing protein 1B-like
Exons: 12
Coding region: 82-2787 (901 amino acids)
Biological process (GO): intracellular signal transduction
Source: RefSeq, a predicted model, not a curated record